CAUUUGUUCAUCCAGUAAAUGCAUUGGAUAUUCAGAGUGCUAUUAAAUGUGGUGCAAAGUUAAAUUUUACUGUAAUUGCAAGAUCAGGUGGUCAUUCUCUUGAAGGUUAUAGUAUUGAAGAUAGAGAUUGUGAUUUAAUUGUUGAUCUUAGAUAUAUGAAUAAGAUUAUCAUGGAUAUGGCAAUACAAACUGCUAUAAUCGAAACAGGAAAUACUCUAGAUACACUAUUUCGUAGUUUGAAUGAGCAUGUAUUUGCUUUUCCAACUGGUGAAUGUUCUACAGCUAGUGUUGAUGGCAUUAUUUUGGGUGGUGGUCAUAGAUAUUUAAUGCGAAAGUUUGGAAUGUCAUCCGAUAAUAUUCUUGAUGCUCAAAUUGUCUUAGCAAAUAGAACAAUAAUUAAUCAUGCUAAAGGAUAUCAUGAUCUUUUUUGGGCUCUUCGGGGUGCUAGAAAUGCAGGCUAUAGCUCUUUAAAUGAAGCAAAACCUCACAUACAAGAAUUUAUUAAAUUGACUAAAUCUAAAAAUGAAUCAUGUAUUGAAUUAGAUUGGUAUUAUGCAAAUAUAGCAGAUAUGACUAGGCAAAACUGA
This is a messenger RNA of Racocetra persica, 587 nucleotides long. The record is from the annotation of a GenBank genome assembly. NCBI's taxonomy places the organism in Eukaryota, Fungi, Glomeromycota, Glomeromycetes, Diversisporales, Gigasporaceae.